Lodderomyces orthopsilosis Co 90-125 is the source of this 717-nucleotide messenger RNA. It is a transcript of the gene MED9, whose product is annotated as Med9p. Gene Ontology annotation, molecular function: transcription coregulator activity. Gene Ontology annotation, biological process: regulation of transcription by RNA polymerase II. The coding region runs from base 1 to 717 and encodes 238 amino acids. Gene Ontology annotation, cellular component: mediator complex. The record is from RefSeq and is a predicted model, not a curated record. The transcript has a single exon. Lineage: Eukaryota; Fungi; Ascomycota; Pichiomycetes; Serinales; Debaryomycetaceae.
AUGGACACACCGAUUGGACUUGAAGGAACGAUCGGAUCAGACUUUACACUUGACAAUCAAGAUGAUUUAACACAGUUUAGCCAGUUGGAGUCUAUAGGGGACUCAGAACAAGGAUCAACAACUGCACAAUUACCUGAUCCUGCUUCACUGCUGGUGCCACCAGAAGGGAAUGAAGAAACCCUACCGAAUCAAGUCAAAGAAGAUGGGCGCUCAGACAAACAAAAUGCUCUACAGCAAUCAGAUGGACCAACCGAUGUAAAUCAACCAGCUGCUGUGGGAUCUGAAAUUGAUAAAAUGGAUAUUGAUACCCUGCAAGCGGAGAUGAAUAUACCACAAUCCACAACUGAACUUGAACCAGAUUUCAAAGCAACCUCCGAUUCAGCAAUUGACAAACCUCCCACUAAUACUAUAGACGCAAAUAUUGUCAACAAGGAGGAUCCACUUGCCAAAAUAAAGCAAAUUCAACUACUUCCAGAACUAUACAGUAUCCUAUUUGAUUUCACCAACGGUAAAAUCCACCCUCGAGAUUUUGAUAAAUAUAUUGCAAAUCUACGAUCAAAACUCAAUAAUUUGAAACUGUAUAUUCUGGAAAUUGACGGUAUCGAUGUUUCUCCUGAAACAAUGAUGAAUGAAAUCAAUCAAUUGAAGGAAAAUAAUUCAAAGAAACAGAGCUUGUUGGAUUCUUUUAAAGAUAAAGUAAAAAAUGAUUUUGUAUAG